Molecule: messenger RNA, 657 nt
Organism: Effrenium voratum
Lineage: Eukaryota; Dinophyceae; Suessiales; Symbiodiniaceae
Source: the annotation of a GenBank genome assembly
AUGGCUGCAGGGAGCUUGGCUGCUGCUCGAGGCUCUGCGCCGGUGAUUCCUGCAAGCAAAAAGCUGAAGGGCCUGGCAAUGGCCCGGUGGACUUGUGAAGAUGGCUCCGUACGCAACCCGCCUGCGUUUUCGCCAGCUCGGCGAGAUUGGUGGGAUGACCCAGAGUGGAUCACUGAGCUGUGCGAGUCCCUUGACUUUCACGAACUGUUUCGCUACAGGUUCCGCUCCACGGGCCACAUAAAUGUUUUGGAGUGCCAAGUUUACAAAAGCUGGUUAAAGCAUUGCGCAAGAGCACACCCUGGUUCCCGUUUGGUUGGGCUCCUUGACAGCCGGGUUACCUUGGAGGCGUCGUCAAAAGGACGCUCAAGCAGCUGGGCAAUUUCGCAUGUUCUUCACGGACCCCUUCCUUACAUUAUCGGGGCUGGUCUUUACCUGGCUGGGGGCUCCAUUGUUACAGCAAAAACAACCGUGCCGACGCUCCUUCGCGAGACGGGGCUGUUGAACCGCCUUCGCGCCUUGGGCCUCGGUGGCUGGCGGAUCUUCGCAAGGGGGAGUUUUGGUGAUUUGAUGCUCUUGUGGCUUCAUCUUCGGCCCCGAAAAUUGCUACUGAACCAAGCCCGGGCCCUCCUCGAGCUCUACAACCCCGUGGCGAAAUGA